This is a messenger RNA of Phascolarctos cinereus (koala), 2588 nucleotides long. RefSeq names its product cell division cycle 23 (gene CDC23). Gene Ontology annotation, molecular function: protein binding. The record is from RefSeq and is a predicted model, not a curated record. Lineage: Eukaryota; Metazoa; Chordata; Mammalia; Diprotodontia; Phascolarctidae. Gene Ontology annotation, cellular component: anaphase-promoting complex. Gene Ontology annotation, biological process: positive regulation of mitotic metaphase/anaphase transition; protein ubiquitination; cell division.
GCGUGAUUGGCCAGGGUAAGGGGACGGAGCCAGGAAGAUGGCUGCUCUGGUCUCCGUCGCUGCGGCAUCUAUGCCUUCUGUGGUGGCUUCGGGGACUUGCAGCGACUUCUCAGAUCUGCGAGAAAUCAAGAAGCAGCUCCUCCGGAUCGCGGGGCUGAGCCGGGAGCGAGGUUUGCAGCACAGUGGGAAAUGGGCCUCGGAACUGGCCUUCUCCCUGGCCCCUUUGCCCCUGUCUGAGCUGCCGCCGCCUCCACCCAUCACUGAGGAGGAUGCACAAGAUUUGGAUGCUUACACUCUGGCCAAAGCCUACUUUGAUGUAAAAGAAUAUGAUCGGGCAGCUCAUUUCCUUCGUGGCUGCAAGAGCCAGAAAGCCUAUUUCCUGUAUAUGUAUUCCAGAUACCUGUCUGGAGAAAAGAAGAAGGAUGAUGAAACAGUCGAUAGUUUGGGCCCCUUGGAGAAAGGACAGGUGAAGAAUGAAGCCCUUAGAGAGCUAAGAGUUGAACUCAGCAAAAAGCACCAGGCACGAGAGCUUGAUGGAUUUGGCCUUUAUCUGUAUGGGGUGGUACUUCGGAAGCUAGACUUGGUAAAAGAGGCCAUUGACGUUUUUGUGGAAGCCACCCACAUUUUACCUUUACACUGGGGAGCCUGGCUAGAACUGUGUAACCUGAUCACAGACAAAGAGAUGCUGAAGUUCCUGUCCUUGCCAGACACCUGGAUGAAAGAAUUUUUUUUGGCUCAUAUAUAUACUGAGUUGCAGCUGAUAGAGGAGGCCCUACAGAAGUAUCAGUCUCUCAUUGAUGUGGGCUUUUCUAAGAGCACAUACAUCAUUUCCCAAAUUGCAGUUGCCUAUCACAAUAUCAGAGAUAUUGACAAAGCCCUCUCUAUUUUCAAUGAAUUAAGGAAGCAAGACCCCUACCGGAUUGAAAACAUGGACACAUUCUCCAAUUUGCUCUAUGUCAGGAGCAUGAAACCUGAACUGAGCUAUCUGGCUCACAAUCUAUGUGAAAUUGACAAAUAUCGGGUAGAGACCUGCUGUGUUAUAGGUAAUUAUUAUAGCUUACGUUCCCAGCAUGAGAAAGCAGCCCUUUAUUUCCAGAGAGCCCUAAAAUUAAAUCCCCGAUAUCUUGGGGCCUGGACCCUCAUGGGACAUGAGUACAUGGAAAUGAAAAAUACAUCUGCAGCUAUCCAAGCUUACAGACAUGCUAUUGAGGUAAACAAGAGAGACUACAGAGCCUGGUAUGGCCUUGGACAAACCUAUGAAAUUCUUAAGAUGCCAUUUUACUGCCUUUAUUACUACCGAAGGGCCCACCAGCUGAGGCCCAACGAUUCCCGUAUGCUGGUGGCCCUAGGAGAAUGUUAUGAGAAACUCAAUCAGCUCGUGGAAGCCAAGAAGUGUUACUGGAGAGCUUACGCUGUGGGAGAUGUGGAGAAAAUGGCUCUCGUGAAACUAGCAAAACUCCAUGAGCAGUUGACUGAAUCAGAACAAGCAGCUCAGUGCUACAUCAAAUACAUCCAGGAUAUCUAUUCAUGUGGGGAAAUAGUGGAGCACUUAGAGGUGAGCACUGCUUUCCGAUAUCUGGCUCAGUACUACUUUAAAUGCAAACUCUGGGAUGAAGCCUCAGCCUGUGCACAGAAAUGUUGUUCGUUCAAUGAUACUCGAGAGGAAGGCAAAGCCCUCCUGAGACAGAUCUUACAGCUGAGGAAUCAAGGGGAGACUUCCACCACCGAGAUAUCUGCUCCCUUUUUUCUACCUGCAUCACUUUCUGCAAACAACACUCCUACACGCAGGGUGUCUCCACUCAACCUCUCUUCCGUCACACCAUAGACUACCACUUUCUACUCUGGAUUCAGUCCCUUAUUAAGUCCUGACUCAUAGACAGAAGCUGGAUCUGUUCUUCAAGGACCUCAUCUCUUUCAGUUUCUGCAUUUGGAGACCACUGCUUAAGGAUUAUAUAGGGUCAGUGCUCCAGGUGCAGGCUGAUUGAAUCCUGUCUGAAGAAGACAGUAUCUAUUUGCUACAGUUAGAGCAGCUGGACUCUUUAGGAAGCACUUUUCUCCCCCUCCUGACUCAGACUAGCUGCAGUUUUUAAUCCUCUUUCCCAACCAAAAUCUUUUAAAGAACAACCCCUUUAUGGCACUUUACCAGGUGAUGCUGUAAGAGCUUUGUUUCUUUGCUCCUUGGUGGGAUUGUCCUUCUGAAGCUGAGGAAGGCAGGCAGCUCUCCCAAGAGCUCUGCUUUCAGCACAUAUGGGAUGCUGUUGGAACAAAGCAGGUUGUCAAAGCUAAAUACUCAGAAGAUUGCUAGUAGCUUGCUGAAACCUCUUUCAGGCUAGGACAGCAGAGAGCAAACUGUUGAUGCUGUGUAGAGGGAGAUGAAGCCUGGACAGGCCCCUGGUUUCAGCUCUGAGGUGUGGGGAAGAGAUGAUCAAGCUGUCUUACUCAAUGAACAGUAUUCAUUAUGUUCCUGUCUAGAACAGUGUAUCUCACAGGUGGCUCUCUAACUCAUCAUGGAGGAGAGGGAGAGUCUGGACAUAAGACUCGUAUCUAAAGAGCCAGUCUGUUUUAAUAAAGAUAUUUUUUUAAUCCAA